Molecule: messenger RNA, 2939 nt
Organism: Sclerotinia trifoliorum
Lineage: Eukaryota; Fungi; Ascomycota; Leotiomycetes; Helotiales; Sclerotiniaceae
Source: the annotation of a GenBank genome assembly
UGAGUCGUCGAGUAGAUCAGGGAUUUAUUCUAUCUAUACUCUGGCUUACAUAACCUACUCUCCUGGCAUACACUCCUACAAGAUCAAUUGCGAAAGCCCAAGUCCACCGACUCCUUUCCAACACAGCAAAGCGAAUCCCUACGAUCCUUCCUGAACGAAGGCCAGCUACAAGGAUGAAAACUCUUCCUUUUUGGUUGAAAGCUAUUAUCCUGUGGCUCUGGCAUUCACAUUGGAAUUUAUUGUCAAAAUUAUUCAUCUUCUCAGAUCGCAAUCAAGAAAGUAAUUCUUUCAUAUCUCACUCGGCCUACUCGAGUGAUUCCGCAUUCCUUGAUAUGCCACAUAUCAAUUGGGUUCAAUUCGUCAAGCGCUCCAUUUCAUCAAUAUCAUUUAAGCCAUUCACUAUCUACUGUCUAACACCACGUCAAUGACUUUGAAUUUGGAUCAAUACGUGCAGCUUCAGAUUUGAUGUAGACUCAUUUUCAAAUGGCCUAUGGGUUUGAUUACUGAAGCCGUGGUUACUGUCGUUACUUCGUAGUUCUAAGUAAUUACUGUAUUCCAGCUACAUCGAGACCUCAUCCAUGCCAACCUUUCAUGCCUUGAAAAGUUUUAUAUGGAAAGCUUAUCAGACGUAGCGUGAGCUGUCAAAUACUCUAUCAUAACUUUCUGAUGCUUUUCACGAGCUUUCAAUGUUGUCCAUGAGCCUAUCAGUUCCUCUUUUGAUAGCCUAUAUCUUCAUUAAGGCGUGAGAUCGAGCCAUCACUCACUUUGAGGUACAGUUGGCUCAUUUCAAGACGCAAUUGGUUCAAUCAUUUCCGCGUUCAUGUAUCGGAUUACAAGCUGAUCGAAGAGUUAUCUGCCACAAGAUCAUCAUUUUCUGGUAGUGCAGUUUAUCUGCGGCUUUGUCUAAUUUUCCGACAUUUUUUACGAUACAAAGGCCUAGAUUUUUCAUACUACGUCAAGACACUAUCAAGUUCUCCGGCUUCGUACAUCCGACGUAUCUGUAAUACCCCUCGCGGAUCAAUGUAUUCGCAAUCGGUUAUACCAUUGCUUUAUAGUUUCAAGAUCUACAAUUUCAUCUCGGCGAUGCGGGGUUUUCUUUGUAUCAUUUUCAAGCCCUCGGCUCUCUUUGUCACUGCAUUCAUCUUUCGUUCUUCAUUGCAUUGGGUGACAACAAUAUAAAUAGACAAUUUAUUCAAUUCACAUUCUCUACCCAGUUGUACUGCCCUCCUCAUUCAAUUCGUCAUCACUCAAGUAGCCAUCAUGAACAUCAACGAACCGAGACGCGGUGGUGGUUUUGUACUACCUUUUUUCAACGACAGUAAAAAGUCACGAGAGCCUCAUGCGGGCAGAGAUUCAUUACAAUCAAAUAGAAACCAUUACACUGGCUGGAUACCAGGUACAGUCAGUUACACAACAACUCCACUCAGACAUGGCCAUAGAUGGCUUCACUCGCACGAUAAGAUACGUAAUCAUUUUGUGGCAACGACGGCAGAAUUUGCCGGAACGACUCUCUUUCUCUUCUUUGCUUUUGCAGGUACACAAGUGGCUCUCUUAGCAACACCAGCCAACAAUUCAAACAUCGUCGGAACCCCAAGCGAUCCUGCCCAAUUACUCUAUAUAGCUUUAAGUUUUGGUUUUUCUCUGGCAGUUAAUGCUUGGGUUUUCUUCCGUAUUAGCGGUGGCCUUUUUAACCCUGCCGUAAGAAUAUCCACUCCCUUUUCCGUUUUUCCUUGCCCAAUGGAAUACCGUCUAAUAAUCCAUAGGUCACAGUAGGCAUGUGUCUCGUCGGCGCUCUCCCAUAUUCACGAGGCCUUUUCCUAUUCAUAGCUCAAAUCGUUGGUGGUAUCACAGCUGCUGCUCUAGUUUCUGCUCUCUUCCCUGGUCCCAUAACAUUUAGAACCACUUUAGGAGGCGGAACAUCAAUCGUUCGAGGUCUUUUCAUUGAGAUGUUCCUCACUGCUCAAUUGGUCCUUACGAUCUUUAUGCUUGCCGCUGAGAAACACAAGGGAACUUUUAUUGCACCAAUUGGUAUCGGUCUUGCUUUAUUCAUUGCUGAACUUACAGGUAUAUAUCACCAUCUUUCACUCAUGUUUAUAUUACCUAAAUUUUCACACAUCAUCAGCUAAAUCCGCUAAACCUUCAUCCUGUGAAAUAUUCUAACAAAUCCCAGGCCUUUACUUCACUGGCGGAUCCGUCAACCCCGCUCGCUCCUUCGGGCCAUCCGUCGUCUCCGGCCAGUUCCCUGGUUAUCACUGGAUUUACUGGCUCGGACCCUUUCUCGGCGCAAUUCUCGCCUCUGCCUUCUACAAAUUUAUAAAGGUACUUGAGUACGAAACCGCAAAUCCAGGCCAAGACGCUGGUCGAGUUGGUGAAACUUUUGAUCCCCAAGCCCAUGCUAUAAAUAAAGGAAAUUUUGCGGAAGAGGGAAUGGUUGGUAGGGAAUUGGAUGAAAGUGGAGCUAGUCAUGUUCAUGGAUCAGAUAAGAAUUUCGGAACUCCGAAGGAAUAUGGAACGCAGAGAAGACCAUUUAGUGAUAGUCCUGCACCACCACAUCCGAAUGAUCAGUUUGCUGGAUUGAAUGAAGGUGGGAUGCAUGAGGAUGAGUUUGCUACUGGGGGAAAUAAUGGAGUGAGAGGAGACAGAAAAGUUAAGCGCGAUAGUGAGGGUACUUUGGUCGAUAAUGGGAACGGGAAGAAGACUACUAUGAGGGGUGGAGCGGGUGUGAUGGAGUCGGGUGCGAAUGGAAGUGGAGGUGCGACGGGAUGAACAUUGAGAGAUAAUACGUACUCGUAGUAUUAAACUAGGGAUAGGUGUAAAAGUGCGAAGUUUUAUAAUAAAUGAAGGGGUAAUGAAAUGAAAUGAAGACUGAGUUUCGUAUGGAUGGAUGGAUUGAUGGAGUCAUUCAAUAAUGGGUUUAUUAUCAAAAGUUAAUUUAUAUG